AUGCCUUCCACGAGUGACUUGUCAGACCCCCAGGAGUAUCAGAAGAUAUUCCAUUGGGCUGAAACUCAACAAGACGGUGCUGUACCUUCUUUCAACACCAGGAGAAACGAUCCUUAUGAAUAUCAAACUGGUUUGGGCAACUCAUUUGAGUCGGAGGCUGUCCCUGGUACCAUUCCACAAGGCCAGAACAGUCCUCGUAACGUGAGGUUCGGUCUAUACGCAGAGCAAAUCACUGCUACUGCUUUUAAUGCCCCGCGGCAUUGCAACAAGAAGGCAUGGUUGUACCGUGCUCGGCCAGCCGUUGCCCAUCAGGGAUUCACUGGGCUUCCCGACAACAAGGAUACAGAGUCAAAUUUCAUGCCCCUGAACCCUCGGGUCCAUGUUUCACCAACUCAGCUGGCAUGGCACCCAUUCGAUAUCCCAACUUCCGAGGAGGUAGACUUCAUUGCCGGUCUCAAAACUGUGGCCGGCUCGGGAGACCCAGCCCUUCGCGAGGGUCUCGCUACCCACGUCUACGCAGCAAACGCUAGCAUGAAGAAGAAAGCCUUUGUGAAUUCGGACGGCGAAUUCCUCAUUGUUCCCCAGCAGGGCGCCUUGGACAUUCAGACUGAAUUUGGCCCACUCUUCGUCCAGCCCGGAGAAAUCGUUGUCAUUCAGCGAGGUCUCCGCUUCCGUGUCGAGCUCCCAGAUGGCCCCUCUCGUGGAUAUAUCCUCGAAGUCUGGGGCUCAUAUUUCGAGCUUCCAGAACUUGGACCACUUGGAGCUAACGGGUUAGCCAACAGCCGGGACUUCCUGUCACCUGUGGCUAAGUAUGAGAUUGCUCAGGAGCCUUGGGAGAUUGUGUACAAGCUUGGAGGCAAGUUCUUCAAGAGCACGCAAAACCACAGCCCUUUCGACGUUGUCGCCUGGCAUGGCAAUUAUGUGCCUUACAAGUAUGACUUGACGAAGUUCGUCAACGUUGGCUCGAUCUCCGUCGACCACAUGGAUCCUUCCAUUUUCUGCGUCCUUACAGCCAAGUCCCGCGAUCUCACUGCGCCCCUAGCCGACUUUCUCACCUUUUCCCCUCGCUGGGAUGUUGCGUCCAACUCCUACCGCCCGCCAUAUUAUCACCGCAACGCUGCAUCCGAAUUGAUGGGUCUGAUCUAUGGAGAUUAUGGUGGCCGCUCGGAUGCAUUCAAGCCCGGCAGUGUCUCUUUCGAAUGUGGAAUGGUCCCCCAUGGCGUUGCCUACGAAGAGUUCAAGGCUGCUACCGAGACAGAGCUUCCGGUGAUGAAGAUCUCAGAGGCAUCUAUUGCAUUCAUGUUCGAAUCUAGCCGUCCGUUCACUAUUACCGACUAUGCCUGGAACAGCGACAAGAAGCACGAACACGAACCGAAGAUGUGGGACAACCUUGUUGAUAACUUCUCCAGUCACGCCAAGGAGGUUGAGGAGAUCCUGACAAAGAAGGCACAGGGUCGUCGGGCUUGA
Molecule: messenger RNA, 1467 nt
Organism: Aspergillus clavatus NRRL 1
Lineage: Eukaryota; Fungi; Ascomycota; Eurotiomycetes; Eurotiales; Aspergillaceae
Product: putative homogentisate 1,2-dioxygenase
Exons: 7
Coding region: 1-1467 (488 amino acids)
Biological process (GO): L-phenylalanine catabolic process
Cellular component (GO): cytoplasm
Molecular function (GO): homogentisate 1,2-dioxygenase activity
Source: RefSeq, a predicted model, not a curated record